Molecule: messenger RNA, 3253 nt
Organism: Priapulus caudatus
Lineage: Eukaryota; Metazoa; Priapulida; Priapulimorpha; Priapulimorphida; Priapulidae
Product: zinc finger protein 382-like
Exons: 3
Coding region: 423-1931 (502 amino acids)
Cellular component (GO): nucleus
Source: RefSeq, a predicted model, not a curated record
UUGACGUUUCUGCACGUUUCUGUCUCUCAGUAUCCCAUUUUGGGGGGUCGUAUAACGUUCAUAUAGUAUGGAACCGGUGACUGGUCGUAUUGGUGGGGUACGAGCGAAAUUAGACUGGUACCCGGUCCCACCUAUCGGCUUAGGUUAUCACCCAUCGAGUAAUCGAGGUGGGAGCGAGUACCAGUCUAGAGCGAAAUCCCCAGGAUGUGUUGUGAUGAUUGUGUUUCAUUCCGCGAGAUGGCGGUUAUGGAUACGAUGAGUGUUGACAAAUUUCUAGAAGUAUAACUGAACGUCUUCUAAAGGUUUAUUCAUCAUUGCAUAGCAGUAUAUCAAAAGAAUCCUGGACCAAUCAAGGAGUCAUCUGACUUCGCAAGUAGCCUGCAUAGCAACUGCACUGGGAAUAUCCUUAUUACAGUAAAAAAAUGGAAGAACCAAGCGAUAUGUCAAUGUACUACAGGUGCACUUCAUGUUGUGAGUGUUUUUUCUCACGGUUGGAGUUCUUCAAUCAUGCCGAGAGAGUUCACUGUAAAGUACUGGUGUGUCAAGGUCAUGACCCCGAGGAGAACACAGAGACGGCUGUGAUUGAUGGUGUAUCUACUGAAACACAGACAAUAUCACUGAAACCAGAAGGUCGUUCUCAAGAUAAAGUAAAUAUUGAUUAUGAAACUGCCGCACUGUUACAACAUCCUGCAGGAGAGAUCAAUUGUCCGGCAGAAAUAGGAGUUAGAAGAGAAGGCAGUGGAGGAGGAGGAGAAGAUGGAGGAGGAAGAGGAGGAGCAGGAGGAAAAGAAGAAAGAGGCAGAGGAGGGAAAAGAGUCAGAAAAGAUCCACCUGUCACUGUGAAACUUGAAGUAACAAAUGACCAUAUUAACAGUGAGAGUGCUGCGUGCUGCAGCGUCAGUGAUACAUCAUGUUACAACAGUGGCGAUUCAAUGAACAAUCUCAUGCAGGUUGUAGUAGCUAACACGCACUGCGAUAAUGGCCAGAAUGGAGUAUCUGGCGCAGUUGCUUACAAAACUCCAGACUGCCCUGGUAGGCAGUAUUCUAUCAAUUUGCCUCAAGUUCAGAACGGUGCUUCGAAUGCUGUGGCCACGACCACUGUGGGGGCUCUCAGUUCUCUGGCUCAGAUGGAGAUGACGGAACAUGAAAUAUUAAACAUGGUAGAGAGAGAAAUGCCAUAUGCAGCAGGCACCAUGGGCAUCGAUGCCAUAGCCGGCAGACCAGAGCGAUUUUUUCACGUUAAUAUGUCCAGUAUCACUCAGGGUGCAAAGAAAAUCAACUCCGUACAGACGCAGCCCCUGCCUCCCGUGAGAAUCAGGACUGUGGAAACUGUCGGUAAUACACUCCGCAAGUCGCGAGCAGCACUCAAACCAGGAGGAAUUCGGGUCGUGCGUGCAGUCUCCGACUGCGUGUCGGGAAAUUCCACCGAGCAGACAAGAGAACGUUUCACGACGCAACCGCACGUGCUGGAGCGGCUGCAGCCGGUCACGGUGCGUACGCCAGACGGUGGAAGCGACGUCAGUAGAUCGUUCGCGAAUUCUCACGUUCAUUUUAAUGGAAAAGCAAAACCAUACCACUGUAGCCUGUGCUCAGCCACCUUUAGCAAGGCGACGGCUUUGAAAUCUCACGUGCGAUUCCACACGAAAGAGAAACUGCAUCAUUGCGAGUGGUGUGGCAUUUCGUUUCCGCAUUCCAGUAACUUAAUUACACACAUGCGUUAUCACACCAAGGAGAAGCCGUACGAGUGCGAAUGGUGUGGGGCAGCGUUUGCGCAGUCGGGAAAUCUUAACUCACACCGGCGGAUGCACACGGGGGAGAGACCGUACAAGUGUGAUAUCUGUGGAGAAAGCUAUACCCGAUCAAAUCUGCUGAAACAACACCAGCGAAAGCGAUGCAGGGCAGCAUCCACACAGGUGCAUGAAGCUAGCUGAGUCAGCACAAAUCGUGUGAGGAUUUCUAGCAACAGUGGAUUCACAUGCACAUUUACACGUCUUUGUGCACAAACAAAAUGUGGGGCAUUUGGCCUGUGUCACUCACGCGUGCGAAUACAGAUAGGAACGUACUUGACCAAUGAUUUAGCUCAGGCAUCACAUGUUUAGCUAAACCAGCAGACUGUAAAACUAAGAACGCAAAAUAGAAGCUGCGCCAUCAUAUAGCUGAUCAGAACAAUUAUUCUUCAGAAGGAGAAAAGCCUUCCCUUGUUCUUGUAAAACUUGUGAAAGUAAAUGAUCGGCAUUUAAAUUCAGGGCUCAUUAUUCGGCAUUAAGCAGCGAAUCAGCCUGUCGGAACCAUGCAGAGAUCACGAUUGCAUGAAAACGAUGUUGAAUUUAGGUUCGUUACUCUGUCGGCGUUCUUAAAUCCUUAGUUGAUUACAGUUUUAUUCUGUACAAAAAUAUCUGUACUGUGAAGAUGGUGCAAUGACGUGUCAACCAAGUCAUCAACCUAACGAUGGCCACAAAAAUAAACGCCUGACUGAUUCGACUAAAAUGAUUUCAGAUAGUGUGCUAUGUAUAUAUAGUUUAGUCAUAAAUUGCACAUACCUGCACAACCAAUGCAGAGUGAAUAAGUGUUGUUUGGACCAAGAAGUGAAAGAAGUCAUGCUCCAGGGCUUUAAAUGUUCUCUUUUUUUUCUGUUGGGAUAUAUCUUGUGUUUUCCAUAAUUGGUUUUGAGGGUAACUGCAUGGUUCUUUCUGGCCCUGGCUCUUGGUUAUCAUAUGGGGUGGUCUGAGGUUUCUUAUCCAGGCUGCUGCCUUUGUUUUCUCUGCUUUAUGGACAGUGCUAUGUUCUGCUGUUCUGUGUCUGAUACUGCGAUUUGCUUUCGUUUUUGUCUUUACAGAGUUUCUCAAGUUCUGUGUUGUGUUGCUUCCUUAGAAUCCUUCUUUUUGAGCUCGUGCACAGUAUAUAUCACAUCAACUGCUCAUGUAUAGGGAGGCAAUCUACUACGUUGCUUGGUUUGGAGACAGCCAUAUAUGUUUUUGUUCUUUUCUUUAUGCUGGAAGAAUCUGUCUGGUUAUAAUUCUAUUUCAAUUCAAUUUCAAUUUUCUAUUGUAAACUUCAGUUCUGGAAGGGUUUUCUCAGUUUCUGUCAGUGACAAUCAGUAUUAUGUCUAUAUUAUUUUAAUAGUUAUUUUAAUGGUAAAUUCUGCUUUCGGCAUUAUUAUUAUCUUAUUUAUUCCAACAAUUGUAUAGUUAAAUGUAAUUAUACAUCCUUUAUUAUUCAUAUAUUUUGGAGUAAAUUUUGCUUAUAGUUGUUA